GCAGCCUCCACGGCCCUGAUCCUAUCGCGGCGGCGCAGGGCGGGCCGGCCUUCCGUGGGACCGGGCCGGGGGGCGGGAUGUGUCACCCGAAUACCGCGGCUGAGUCGGCGGCCAAACCAGCCGGGCAGGUCGGGCGGAGUAUAAGAGCGGGAGGGAGCGGCCGGCGGCAGACGCGGGAGCCGGUCCCGGUCGGCGAGCCGAGCCUGCAGAGGCCCCCGCGCCGCGUCGCCCGCGUCCCGUCCGCGCUCCUCGGCCCCACCAUGGCGCGGGGCCCGGGCCUCGCGCUGCCAGCGUCCCCGCUGCCGCUGCUGCUGCUCCUGGCGGCGCUGACCGGCCCCGCGGCCGCGCAGGACAACUGCACGUGCCCCACCAACAAGAUGACCGUGUGCGCCCGGGACGGCCCGGGCGGCCGCUGCCGCUGCCGCGCGCUCGGCUCGGGCGUCGAGGUGGACUGCUCCACGCUCACCUCCAAGUGCCUGCUGCUCAAGGCGCGCGCGAGCGCCCCCAAGGGCGGCCGCGCGCUGGUGCGGCCGAGCGAGCACGCGAUCGUGGACAACGACGGCCUCUACGACCCCGACUGCGACCCGGACGGCCGCUUCAAGGCCCGCCAGUGCAACCAGACGGCGGUGUGCUGGUGCGUGAACUCGGUGGGCGUGCGCCGCACCGACAAGGGCGACCAGAGCCUGCGCUGCGACGAGCUGGUGCGCACCUACCACAUCCUCAUUGACCUGCGCCACCGCGCGGCCGCCCGCGCCUUCAACAGUUCGGAGCUGGACGCCGAGCUGCGCCGGCUCUUCCGCGAGCGCUACCGCCUGCACCCGCGCUUCGUGGCGGCCGUGCACUACGAGCAGCCCACCAUCCAGAUCGAGCUGCAGCAGAACGCGUCGCAGAUGGCCCCCGGCGACGUGGACAUCGCCGACGCCGCCUACUACUUCGAGAGGGAUGUCAAGGGCGAGUCGCUGUUCCUGGGCCGCCGCGGCCUCGACGUGAGCGUGCGCGGCGAGCCCCUGCUGGUGGAGCGGACCCUCAUCUACUAUCUGGACGAGAAGCCCCCCCAGUUCUCCAUGAAGCGCCUCACCGCCGGCCUCGUCGCCGUCAUCGUGGUGGUCGUGCUGUCCCUCGUCGCCGGCGUGGCCGUCCUGGUGAUCAGCAACCGGAGGAAGUCGGGAAAGUACAAGAAGGUGGAGAUCAAGGAACUGGGGGAGUUGAGAAACGAACCGAGCUUGUAGGUACCGGCGGGGCAGGGGAUGGGAGGGGUACCGGGUUUCAGCAUAGCCCAGACCCCAGUGAGUCACGUUUCUUGAUUCUUGGCCCAAAGGAGACAUUUCUCCUUCCAAAUUGCUGCCUUUCCCCACCCCACCAAGUUUGAUAGAUCUUGGUCUCGGGGUCACCUCUCUUUCUGACUUACGUCUUGAAGGAAGCAUUUCUAAAAUUCCUUCCCUUUGGGGCCAACAAGAAAUCUGACUCGAAGAGGUAAGAAAGUCUGGAUUAGGGUUAUGUAUAAGAAUCAAGUGUCUGUAUGACAACUCAGCCACGUUUGUAAGUGACACAGUCUAUGUUGAGGGCUUCAAUGCGUUUAGAUGGGAAACAGCGCUUUUACUGUUUUAGGUUUAAGUUAUUUGAUUAGCUCCGUGUAUCA
Ceratotherium simum simum (southern white rhinoceros) is the source of this 1639-nucleotide messenger RNA. RefSeq names its product tumor associated calcium signal transducer 2 (gene TACSTD2). The record is from RefSeq and is a predicted model, not a curated record. Gene Ontology annotation, biological process: positive regulation of stem cell differentiation. NCBI's taxonomy places the organism in Eukaryota, Metazoa, Chordata, Mammalia, Perissodactyla, Rhinocerotidae. Gene Ontology annotation, cellular component: membrane; nucleus.